AUGAACCUAGCCACACCGGAAGUCGAGCCAUUUAAGCCACCUUUCAUGCUUGAAGCCAAGUCGCGUUUCCUAGCCGCCAAACCAAGUCGACUUCAGGAUUCAGUGGACCGGGUGGAAUCUAAUAGCAUAAAGAAAUGGCAUCAUCCUUGGAGGAGCUUCUUGCAGAGGAAGGGUUUAGAGGAAGAAAAUCGAGGUGAACCAUCAAGAAGUGAUAGUACUAUUGGUAGGAGGCCAAGAGACUCUCUUGUUAGAAGAGAGAAACUAAAUGGUGAAUUAAAGAAAGGAAAUAGAGAAAGACUUGAUGGAAGAGGUUCUAAUGAUAGGCAAGAGGAUAGAUGGUUGAAUAUCAAUUCCUCAGAAGAUUUUCAGGGAAAUGAGAUAGUUGAAAUUGAUGUGGAAGAAAACGAGAGAGUGAAGGAUGUAUUUGCUAAUCAAGGGCAUAGCUUACGGAGAAGGGGAAGACAUAAGAGGAAUGAUAAUGCUUCUACUAAACAUCUGCUUGGACGAAGAAGCUAUAGUGAUAAGCAUUGGAACAGCUUGAAGCAGCGGGAGGCUGCUUAUGACAAAGCUAGUAGAGGUUCACAGAUUAGCAAAAGCUUUGAAGACGGUCAGCAUCGAAAGCAUGAUGAUUUCAUACCAACAGUUUCUCAUCCUGCACUUGAUGAAGUUGCUGUUCGAGCCAUUGUAUCCAUCUUAAGUGGUUAUAUUAAAAGAUUUCUCCCAAAUGAGGAAUUCCGGACUGCCCUUCAUCACAACUGUUUCUCCUCUCUUAACUUUAUCGGAAUAGAAGACCAUAACAUUGAGAGCAAAGUCAUUUUCAGCCUUGAAAAAGCAAUUAUAGUAGAAAAAGCUGCUGAAGAGUCUGUAAGUGCAAAAGAGCUGAAAAAAGCCUCAUUGCAGCUUAGUGUGAUAACUGGCUUGAGUUCAAAUGAUUUGAAAGAUGGCUUCACAUUUGGUGUUUCUAAUGCUAUGUUGUCUUCCUGUGCUCAUCUUUACCUCAGUGUGAUAUAUAAGCUGCAGAAGAAAGACGGGUUUUCAGCAAAGCAUCUGUUGCAAGUGUUUUGUGAUUCACCUUCUCAGGCACGGACAAAUUUGUUGCCUGAAUUGUGGGACUAUCUAUUUUUUCCACAUCUUUCACAUCUAAUGGCUUGGUACAAUCAGGAAGCUUAUUCCCUAUCUGAUGCACCAAGCAGGGAAAGGAAACUGAAGCUUCUUAAGAAAGCAUAUAAUGAAAUUUUGGAUUCUAGCACUUUCCAAUUAGCUGUUUAUUACAAGGAUUGGCUCACAGAGGGGGUUGAAGCUCCAUUUUUUCCUGCCAUUCGUGUUCCGCCUGUAUCAAUUGGAAGCAUUCAGCAGGAGAGUUCACCUGCUCAUUCUCGAGGUCUAGCUAGUCCAGCUGGUCCUUUCUCACCUCAGCCAAUGGUGAGUAAAAAGUUAUAUGACACUGUAUUUGGCCAAUCCAGCAAACCUGCACUAAAGGAAACUGAAGAUAAUGUGGAGUCACAUUACUAUGCGUAUGAUACAUGCAGGAGAAACUCUGAUGGUUCUACUGUUGAUGUUAAACAAACAUUAACAUACUCUUCUGAGGCAGUUAAACAUCCAUGUCAAGAUAAUGGUGAAGUUUCCUCCAAAAGCUUACAGCACGAUGCAUCCUUUCUUCUAUGUCUCAGAGAAAUGUUUUUAAGCGACCAUUUUGAGGAUUUAACUAUGUUGCCGGAAGAUGGCAUACCCUCAACAGCUGAGGAAGAAUGGAGAAUACCAGGACUAGGUACGGUGCAGGAAAAAGAUAUCUAUUGCACCAAUAACAGCUCUAAAGCUGGUAAUACAUGGCAAACAACCGCACAAGAUUAUUAUAUGUUACAUGCACCUGUUCUUUUAACUGCCAAUGAACUCAUGCUCAAGAGGCUAGCAAAAUCUGCAUUUGAGCUGCAACAAACUGAAGCACAGAUGAUCUUACUCUUUCUAGUCUUCCAAAUCCUACCAACUGAAGUCAGGCAUUCCUUUAAAGAGUUGCAUGAAAGUACCAGAUAUUUUGAUGAAGAAUCCUUAUUCUCAAGCAUACCCGAGGACUUUAUUUGCCCUCUGACAGGAAAGAUGUUUGAAGACCCAGUGGCCCUAGAGACAGGUCAAACCUUUGAGAGAGUGGCCAUCAAGGAAUGGUUUAAAAAGGGAAACAGAACUUGUCCUGUAACAGGAAAAGUGUUGGAAUAUCUUUCUGUGCCGCUUACCAACUUUAUUUUGAAACGUGUUGUUGAUAGUUGGAAAUUGGAGAAUUGUAGGCAAACCUUGGCAUUGGCCUUUCAGAUGGUUGGGAUCUCAGGGGAACAUGAAUCACCAAACAGGGGUGAAAGUGAAACAGCUACAUUCAUAUUAGAGCAAUUUCUUACCACUUUAAGCAUGGAAGAAAGAAUAAUGAAUACCAAACACCUUAUUUCUCUUGGAGGCUUGCCAUUUCUUAUUCAAAGGUUUAAAGCAGGAAGUAUAGUGGAGAAAAUACGUGUUGCCGCACUUCUUUCCUGUUGCAUUGAAGCAGAUUCAGGUUGCCGAUAUUAUGUAGUAAGAGACAUUAACAAACAGUCUGUUGAGGUGGUUUGCAGCAAGCUGGUUAAGUCAAGAACAAAUGCAGUGUUGUUAUUGACAGAACUGAUAUGCUUGAGCAGGUUUGUGAUAUUUAAUCUUUCUAUGACAGUUUCUACAUGUUUGCUUCCUAGCCAUUUUGUGCAGCACAGAGGGUAGAUGGGAAAGAAUUGCUGAGUGGAGGUGCCCGAUUUGACUCUAAGAAGAGUUCCCU
This is a messenger RNA of Durio zibethinus, 2791 nucleotides long. The record is from RefSeq and is a predicted model, not a curated record. Lineage: Eukaryota; Viridiplantae; Streptophyta; Magnoliopsida; Malvales; Malvaceae.